AUGGGUGACGUCGCUGUCGAAAACCCAGCAAACCAAGUGGCACCUCAUAAGAGGGCCGCGCUCUCAGCCAUUCCCACCAUUGAUAACUUCGAGGGUGUAUCAACCGAUGGAGGAGACGACUACGCGAACCUCAAGAAGCUCCAGAGGCAACUAGAGUACAUCCAGCUGCAAGAAGAGUAUAUCAAGGAUGAGCAGAGGAGUUUGAAGCGUGAGCUUGUGCGAGCUCAAGAAGAGAUCAAGCGGAUUCAGAGCGUGCCAUUAGUUAUAGGACAGUUUAUGGAGGCUAUUGACCAAAACCUCCCAAGUACUGGCAUUGUGCAGUCUAGCACCGGAUCCAACUAUGUCGUCAGAAUCCUCUCUACGCUCGACCGUGAGAAGCUCAAGGCUUCCUCCUCGGUUGCCCUCCAUCGACACUCUAACGCACUUGUCGAUAUUCUGCCCCCGGAGGCCGACUCCUCUAUUGCUAUGCUUGGUGCCGACGAGAAGCCCGAUGUGACAUACGCCGAUGUCGGUGGUCUGGACAUGCAGAAGCAGGAGAUUCGCGAAGCUGUCGAGCUACCCUUGACACACUUUGACCUCUACAAGCAGAUCGGUAUCGACCCUCCUCGAGGUGUUCUGCUCUACGGCCCUCCUGGUACCGGCAAGACUAUGUUGGUCAAGGCCGUUGCCAACUCAACCACCGCCAACUUCAUCCGUGUUGUCGGUUCCGAGUUCGUUCAGAAGUAUCUCGGUGAGGGUCCCCGAAUGGUCCGUGAUGUUUUCCGCAUGGCUCGCGAGAAUUCUCCCGCUAUUAUCUUCAUCGAUGAAAUCGACGCCAUUGCCACCAAGCGAUUCGACGCCCAGACCGGUGCCGAUCGAGAAGUCCAGCGUAUUCUCCUCGAACUUCUCAACCAGAUGGAUGGUUUCGAUCAGACCGCUAACGUCAAGGUCAUCAUGGCCACCAACCGAGCCGAUACUCUUGACCCUGCUCUUCUCCGACCUGGACGCCUCGACCGAAAGAUCGAAUUCCCCUCUCUGCGAGAUCGCCGUGAACGACGUCUCAUCUUCUCCACCAUCGCCAACAAGAUGAGUCUGGCUCCCGAAGUCGAUCUCGACUCCCUUAUUGUCCGAAACGACCCUCUGUCUGGUGCUGUCAUCGCUGCGAUAAUGCAGGAGGCUGGUCUCCGUGCUGUCCGUAAGAACCGUUACAACAUCAUUCAGAGUGAUCUCGAGGACGCCUACUCAAGCCAGGUCAAGGGUACCGGCGAAGAGAACAAGUUCGAUUUCUACAAAUAG
This is a messenger RNA of Fusarium subglutinans, 1275 nucleotides long. RefSeq names its product 26S protease regulatory subunit 6B. Bases 1 to 1275 code for a protein of 424 amino acids. Gene Ontology annotation, biological process: proteasome-mediated ubiquitin-dependent protein catabolic process. The record is from RefSeq and is a predicted model, not a curated record. Lineage: Eukaryota; Fungi; Ascomycota; Sordariomycetes; Hypocreales; Nectriaceae. Gene Ontology annotation, molecular function: proteasome-activating activity; ATP hydrolysis activity; ATP binding. Gene Ontology annotation, cellular component: proteasome regulatory particle, base subcomplex. The transcript is spliced from 4 exons.